AACAGACCAUACCCCCGGUUGAAGAAAGGAGACCUGUUUAAAAGUAGGUGGAUUCAGAUAGACAGUCAGUAGCAGCAAGGCAUCAAGAUGAUUCCCUUCGUGUUGGCUUCCAUCCUCUUCGCUAGCGCCUACGGGUGUGGCACCCCUGCCAUCGAGCCACUGAACUCCCCCCGUGUGGUGAAUGGAGUGGACGCCCUUCCCCACAGCUGGCCCUGGCAGAUCUCUCUUCAGUACCUGAGAGAUGGAGAGUGGAGACACACCUGUGGAGGAUCUCUCAUUGCCACCAACUGGGUCAUGACCGCUGCCCAUUGUAUCAACACCGACCUGACCUACAGGGUGUUCGUCGGCAAGCACAACCUGCUCCUGGACGAGCCCGGCUCCAACGCCAUCACCCCCGAGCUCCUGAUCGUCCACGAGAAGUGGAACCCUAUUUUCGUUGCCCUCGGCAAUGACGUGGCCUUGAUCAAGCUGUCUGAGCACGUGGCCCUGAGCGACCAGGUCCAGCUGGCCUGCCUCCCCGCCCCUGGAACCCUCCUGCCCAACAACUACCCCUGCUACAUCACAGGCUGGGGCAGGCUUUACACCAAUGGCCCCAUUGCUGACAACCUGCAGCAGGCUCUGAUGCCCGCGGUGGACCACGCCACCUGCUCCAAGCCUGACUGGUGGGGCUUCGCCCUCAGGACCUCCAUGGUCUGCGCCGGAGGCGAUGGCGUCGUCGGUGGCUGCAACGGUGACUCCGGCGGACCCCUGAACUGCAGGAAUGCUGCGGGCACCUGGGAGGUCCACGGCAUCGCCAGCUUCGUCUCCGGCCUGGGCUGCAACUACGAGAAGAAGCCCACCGUCUUCACCCGCGUGUCCGCCUUCAACGACUGGAUCGACCAGGCCAUGAUGAACAACUAAGAAGAAUGUGGAACAUGAGCGUUGCAAUUGCUAUACUGAAAUAAAGGGUACCGCAAUGUAACAUGUU
Anguilla anguilla (European eel) is the source of this 967-nucleotide messenger RNA. It is a transcript of the gene ela3l, whose product is annotated as elastase 3 like. The transcript has 8 exons. Gene Ontology annotation, molecular function: serine-type endopeptidase activity. Gene Ontology annotation, biological process: proteolysis. Bases 88 to 900 code for a protein of 270 amino acids. Lineage: Eukaryota; Metazoa; Chordata; Actinopteri; Anguilliformes; Anguillidae. The record is from RefSeq and is a predicted model, not a curated record.